UCCCCUCUUCUGUUCUUCCUUUCCCCCCUUUCGUCAAAUCCCUAAAAUUCUAAUUCGAAUCCAGCCAGUCCAUUUCCGAUCGCCACUGCCCAACUGAUUCCAACGAUUCGCCGGAGAUUCCUCGAUAAAUAUUUACAUCCCAUUCCGAUUGCAAGUGUUCAAACGCCAUGAGUGUGGUGAGAUGGCCGAGGCUUUUUUUAACCCCAACUCAACUCUCACAGCUAAUACUCAGCCAGAAAAACCCAUUAAAGGCCCUCGAUAUCUUCAACGAAGCUAAAACUCGAUACCCGAACUACCGCCACAACGGUCCAGUUUACGCCACCAUGAUCAGAAUCCUAGGAAGCUCCGGGCGGAUAACCGAGAUGAAAGAAGUAGUCGAUCGGAUGAAAGACGACUCUUGCGAGUGUAAAGAUUAUGUCUUUGCCAACUUAAUCAGAACCUACGCAAACGCGGGCUUGUUCGACGAAGCCGUCUCUUUAUUCCACACUCUCCCCGAAUUCAACUGCGUGAACUGGACAGAAUCUUUCAACACUCUUCUGGAGAUAAUGGUGAAAGAUUCCAAGCUGGAAUCCGCUUAUCACUUCUUUGUCGAGAAUUGCCAUGGUUGGGAGAUCAAGUCUCGAAUACGUUCGUUGAAUUUACUCAUGUCUGCUCUCUGUCGAAUAAACCGUUCUGAUCUUGCAUUGCAAGUUUUUCAAGAAAUGGAUUAUCAGUGGUGUUGUGCCGAUAGGGAAUCUUACAAGAUUCUGAUGAAGGGCUUGUGUGAAGAUAGAAGACUCACAGAGGCGACGCACUUGUUGUACUCGAUGUUCUGGAAGAUUUCUCGAAAGGGAUGUGGGGCCGAUGUUUCUAUAUAUAGAACACUAUUGGAGGCUUUAUGUGACAAUGGUGAGGUAGAAGAAGCCACUGAAGUACUCGAGAAGGUCUUGAGAAAAGGUCUAAAGGCUCCUAGAAAGUUCCGGAAGAAGAUCGAUUUAAGCCAGUUUUACCAUAAAGACGAAGCGGGGAUUUAUCAAACAAAGGCUUUGAUUAAUGAAGCUUUGAUUAAAGGUGGGGUUUCGGGCUCGGACGGUUAUCGGGCCAUGGCUGUUGAUCUUUAUUCGGAAGGAAGGAUUGAUGAAGGUGGUAAGGUGCUCGAUGAAAUGCUCCAAAGAGGGUUUCGUCCGUCUUUGCCGAUUUACGAAGCUAAAGUAGCUGCCUUGUUUAAAGUAGGGAAAAUCGAUGAAGUAGUGUGUGUUGUUGAGAGGGAAAUGAUUGAGAACAACUGUGUUCCGAGUCUGAGGUUGCACAACGUUGUAAUAAAAGGGUUGUGCGAGAAGAGGGAAUUAAAUCGGGCUAUGGAGUACUUCGAGAAGAUGUUUAGACAAAUCGGUUGUGUACCGGAUAAGGAGACGUAUAGUUAUUUAGUUGAUGGAUUGUGUUGCGAUGGUAAAUAUAUGGAAGCUAGUGGAAUGUUGGAGAAGAUGGUGAUAAACUCGUUUUGGCCGGGGGGUGAAGUGUACGGUAGAGUUAUACGAGGGCUUUGCUUAAUCGGGAAUACGUUUAAAGCUGUUUUGUGGUUGGAGGAAAUGAUUAGUCAGGGUAAAAUACCUGAUACAUCCGUGUGGUGUUCUUUGGUGUCUUCUGUUUGUUGUGAUGAGAUUUUGUCUCUAAAUUUUGAGUGAGUUUUGAUAAUUGUAGGCGAGUUUCCUUGAAAAAGCAAGAGUUUGUCUUGUUUUGAUUUUUGUGUAAAAAUUUAUAUAUAUAUAUAUAAUUCAUAAAAAAUCA
This is a messenger RNA of Erythranthe guttata (spotted monkey flower), 1767 nucleotides long. RefSeq names its product Tetratricopeptide repeat (TPR)-like superfamily protein. The record is from RefSeq and is a predicted model, not a curated record. Gene Ontology annotation, molecular function: protein binding; mRNA binding. NCBI's taxonomy places the organism in Eukaryota, Viridiplantae, Streptophyta, Magnoliopsida, Lamiales, Phrymaceae. Gene Ontology annotation, biological process: mitochondrion organization; RNA processing. Gene Ontology annotation, cellular component: mitochondrion.